UUGCCUUUCUACUUCUUGUGUGCUUUUUUUGCUCUUCAGAUUAUUGCAUUAAAUUUCUAGCCUUCUUCCCAUUUCCACAUCUAAAAUCUACUCGAGAACGUGCAGCUGGGGGAACGCGUCGAAGACGAACCGACCAUACACAGCACCUUUCCAACACCCCUUCCCCUCUUUAGACAAGAGGCAGACUAUAUUAACCGCCCGGCAGAGGUCUAUACCGCUUGAAAAUGACGACGCUCAAGGCAGGAUAUAUUUCCCUAAAGGAAUCGUGGAUGUGGUCCAAGCGAUGGGCCAUACUGACAAAUGACACACUCACCUUCCACAAGAACAAGAACGUCAGUCAAGCCACUGCGCUCAUUUUUCUCAAAGAAGUAAACGGCGUGAGUCGUUCGGACAUGAAGACGUACUGCAUUGAGAUAAAAACCAAGGAGAGGGUGUAUUUCAUCCAGUGCACGAGCGACGACGACCUGUACUCGUGGAUGGACGCGGUUUACGAGCACUGUCCGCUGCUGAGCGACGUAUCGCCGCCGACAGACUUCCACCACCAGAUCCACGUGGACUUUGACCCAGUGUCGGGAAUGUUUAUUGGGCUGCCCGACAAGUGGGCAAAGCUGCUGCAGACAUCAAACAUCACUCAGCAGGACUAUGCUCAGAAUCCGCAGGCGGUGCUAGAUGUGCUCGAGUUCUAUACAAAGAACACCGCCGAGGGACAGGCAGCUGUGCAGGCCGCAGCGGCAAACAAGAUGGCUGGGCUGGUGCCCACGACAUCGUCGGCGUCGUCGUCACCAUUGCUGUACUCGCGCCAGAGCGUCACUGGCCAGUCGCUGCAGCAGGCGUCGUCACAGCAGAACGCGACGAGCCGGUCGCCGGUGGACCACAAGACGGGGGUGUUUCUGCCCGAGAAGCGUGCGCCGCCGCCCAAGCCGGCUCCCCCACCAGCCAAUGUCAAGCUGCCGUCGACGAAGCCGCUGGUGGUGGAAGAGGCACAGAUCCGUGCUCAGCAGCAGAUAAUGAAUGGGGCUCUGGGCAAAACGAACCGGCAGUCAAUGACAAUCCCGCAGCUUGCGUUCCAGCAGCAGCAGCAGCAGCAGCAACAGCAGCAACAGCAGGCAAAGCCAGCACCAUCAACACGGAGUGUAGGCAGCGACGAAGUCGUGGAGUCGAUAGACAGCAGCCGGACGCUGACUACAAAGACACACUCAAAGGCAAAGGAGGAUGCGCUGGCCGCACUGACGAGCAAGAUGGAGGGGGCGACGCUCAAGCCGAAAAAGGAGACGCAGCGGCUGUCGACCAUGUCCGAGUCGCAGAUUAUGGCACGGCUGCGGUCGAUUGUAUCCCGGGACGACCCCAAGGUGCUGUACAGCAAGGUGCGCAAGAUUGGACAAGGCGCGUCGGGCAACGUGUAUAUGGCCAAGUCGAUUGUGACGGGCCAGAUGGUGGCGAUCAAGCAGAUGGAUCUGUCGAAGCAGCCGCGCAAGGAGCUGCUGGUCAACGAGAUCCUGGUGAUGAAGGAGUCGAUGCACCCGAACAUUGUCAACUACCUCGAGUCGUUCCUGCUCAACUCGAUGGAUCUGUGGGUGGUCAUGGAGUACAUGGAGGGCGGCGCGCUGACCGACGUCAUCGACAACAACAGGAUGAACGAGAGCCAGAUCGCCACCGUGUGCAUGGAGGUGUGCAAGGGGCUGAGCCAUCUGCACAAGCAAAACAUCAUCCACCGCGACAUCAAAUCCGACAACGUGCUUUUGGGCGUCGACGGCCAGGUCAAGAUCACCGAUUUUGGGUUCUGUGCCAAGCUGUCUGAGCAGCGGGCAAAGCGCGCUACCAUGGUGGGCACGCCGUACUGGAUGGCACCCGAAGUGGUCAAGCAGAAGCCAUACGGGCCCAAGGUGGACGUGUGGUCGCUAGGCAUCAUGGUGAUUGAGAUGAUUGAGAGCGAGCCGCCGUAUUUGGACGAGGAGCCGCUCAAGGCGCUGUACCUGAUUGCGACGAACGGAACGCCUGCGCUCAAGCACCCCGAGAUGCUGAGCCGCGAGCUCAAGGGAUUCCUGGCCGAGUGUCUGUGCGUCGACGUGCAGAGCCGCGCCACGAUCGAGGAGCUGCUGAAGCAGGAGUUUUUGGUCAACCAGGCGCGGUCAUUGAGCGUGCUGACACCACUGCUGGGCAAGAACUGAUGGCGGAGGGCGGAUACCUUAUCACACUACGUAACCUGCUAUUAUUUUUUCCACAUCUCUCCCUCGUCCAUCUCCACUCUUUCUCCCUCUUCUGCCUACCACACAUGCUUCUUCUUUUUACCCUUUCCUUUCCCUUUAACCAAACAUUUCCAGCAAAGCGCACUUGCCAAACAUUAUUUCCCUUCUAGUUCUAUACUUUUUUCUCGUUUAAAACAACCAAACCCUUGCCCAUUAAUCCGUUGGUACAUAUCCGAAAAAUUAAUAAACGCUGCGUUGUUGCU
Linderina pennispora is the source of this 2449-nucleotide messenger RNA. RefSeq names its product Pkinase-domain-containing protein. Gene Ontology annotation, biological process: intracellular signal transduction; regulation of MAPK cascade; protein phosphorylation. Gene Ontology annotation, molecular function: ATP binding; protein serine/threonine kinase activity. The coding region runs from base 225 to 2168 and encodes 647 amino acids. The transcript is spliced from 2 exons. Lineage: Eukaryota; Fungi; Kickxellomycota; Kickxellomycetes; Kickxellales; Kickxellaceae. The record is from RefSeq and is a predicted model, not a curated record. Gene Ontology annotation, cellular component: cytoplasm.